AUGGAAGUAGUACUGAGUUCAGGACACAGAAUGCCGUUGAUCGGGUUUGGAACGGCCUCAAUGCCUCUGCCACCGGACGAUGUGCUGACUUCAGCUUUUCUGGGCGCCAUCGAGGCUGGGUACCACCGCUUCGACACAGCAGCCCAGUAUGGAGCGGAGAAGCUGCUUGGGCGGUCCAUUGCCGAGGCCAUGAAGCGUGGCCUCAUUAAGAGCCGCGACAAGAUCUUCAUCACCAGCAAGCUCUGGUGCACCGACACCCAUUUCAACCUUGACGUUCCUGCCCUCAAGAACUCUCUCAAAAAUGUAUUAGUUUUCACUUGGCUAGGGUUAGAGUAUGUGGAUCUGUACCUAAUCCACUUCCCAGCAAGACUGAAGGAAGGAACCGAAGGGUCCGAUUUCAAGGGCAAAAUGUUGCCAUUUGACAUGAAAGGCACAUGGGAGGCCAUGGAAGAGUACUCCAAGUUGGGCUUGGCCAGGUCCAUUGGAGUCAGCAAUUUUGGCACCAAGAAGCUGUCUCAACUCCUCAUGCAUGCCACAAUCCCUCCUGCUGCCAACCAGGUGGAGAUCAAUGUGGCGUGGCAACAAGAGAAGCUGAGGGAGUAUUGUUGA
Molecule: messenger RNA, 609 nt
Organism: Syzygium oleosum
Lineage: Eukaryota; Viridiplantae; Streptophyta; Magnoliopsida; Myrtales; Myrtaceae
Product: methylecgonone reductase-like
Exons: 4
Coding region: 1-609 (202 amino acids)
Cellular component (GO): cytosol
Molecular function (GO): aldose reductase (NADPH) activity
Source: RefSeq, a predicted model, not a curated record